CAGAGCGAGACCCUGUCUUGAAAAUAAGUAGAUAAAUAAAUAAAUAAGGCUGAAGAGACAUAAUUAAAUGCAGUAUGUUGUUGUAGAUUAGAAAAAAUAAAGGACAUCAUUGGAACCAUUGAGGAAAUAUGAAUGUGGACUGUGGAUUAAAUAGGAGUAUUAUAUUAAUUUUAAUGCUCUGAUUUUGAUAAUUGUACCAUGGUGUACUAUUAUGCUACAAAUAUCCUUGUUCCCAGGAAACAAACACUGAGUACAUAGGGGCAAAAGGGCCAAAAUGGUUCAGAAAACAAAUAUUUAUAACUAUAAUAUUUCAAGAGAAAUGGUAAAGCAGUUGGGGCAAACACAAACAAUGGGCCUGGGAAAAGAGUAUACAGGAGUUCAUUGUGACUUUUUAGAAAGUCUGAAAUUAUAUAAAAAAUAAAAGUUCCAAAAAUGUCAUUUAAAAAAUAGGGGGAAAGCCCUCUCAUCUCACUCAGGGGUGUGUAGGUCCUCACACAGGUCUCACAAUGACCUAGAAGGUCCUACUGAGCUGCUUCCCCCUUUAUCUCCAAGCUUGCCUCCUAGGGCUCCUGCAUAGUUCUCUCCGCCUGGAACAUUCUUCCUCAGGUAUCCAGUAACCUGCCCCUUCACCAAUUAAAUUACACCUUCUUAAUGAGUCCUUCCCUGAUCAUAACAUCUGAAAUUACAAUCUCACUCUCCACUCCUCUUCUCUGCUUUAUUCUACUUUAUAGCACCAUCCAACAAAUGAUGUAUUUUGUAUAAUGUGCAUUGACUAUUUCUCCCAUAAAAACUCAUGACCCAAAGGGCAGAGAUUAUUGUUUUGUUUGGUGCUAUAUCCCCAGGGCCUAGAACAGAGCUGAGCCCACAGUAUGCACCCUACAAAUGCUUGCUGGAGAAAGAAGGAAUUUCAGGGUUCCAGGCAUUUUGUGUGCUGAGGUUGGGGGUUGAAGGGCGUUGCAUACUUCCUGAACUGCUCUUUCUCUCAUUGCUCCUUUUUUUCUUCUUUGUUUUUCGGGGACAGAGUCAGCUCACUGCAGCCUCAAACUCCUGGGCUCAAGAGAUUCCCCCACCUCCGCCUCUCAAAGUGCUGGGAUUAUAGACGGAAGCCACUCUACCCAGCUUCACGGCUCCUUUUAUUCUGCUGAGGAGAACCAGACCCUGUGCUCCUGCGAUGCCUAAUAAUACUCGGCACACAGGAGGCGCUGCAGAAGUACCGGCUGGGUGAACAUACAGACGUAGAGAUGCCCAGAUUGCUCUACAAUCUCCUGGGGGCCAAUGUCACGGCUUAGAGCUGAGAAGAGAGCACGCAUCGCCAGUCACUGACACAACAGAGGAGAAGACGGACACCCAGACCCUGGCCCAGACGAAGCAAACAGGCGAAAAGGCGGGGGACAGAGACACAGAGCCAGGGCGAGUUACGGACCGAGACCCAGACGCGGCGAACCGGAGGCCCGGGCCCACAGAAGCCCUGGCAGCGCCGGAGACAGUGUCAAGAAGAGGGGCGUGGAGGGGGGCGGAAUGGGCCGGAAGAGGGCAGAAAGGCAGCGCCGCGGGUCGGGGAGACCCCGGCCGCCCCCGCCCCGCUCACAAGUGGCCGCAGCGGGUGGCCGCCCGCCCGCCCGCCGGCCCGACGCGUGCGGGAUCAAAGCGGCGGGGAAGGGGCGGGGCGGGGAGGUGUCAGGAACCUGGAGGUGCGAGCGAGCUUCCCAGGGGACGGCAGGAGCGUGGGAGCGCAGAGAGUCGGGCCGGCGACAGAGACCCGGGGAGACGACGAGAGAUGAACCCGAGAGACCCAGAUGCGGGGAGCCGGGUCCGAGAUGCGGAGGGACGAGACAACUGAAGACCCAGAGAGACCCAGAGCGAAGUCGCUAAGAGCCCUGGAAAGAACGGGAGAGAUUCAAAGGGACGCCAAGAGGCCCUCAGAAACCCGGAAAGACGGCGAGACGAAGAAGGCCCAGACCCACGAACUUAGGAAAAGGAAGAGUGAUUCAGAGAGAACGGAAAUAAGAGACGGAAGAAGAGAAAUGGAAAGAACAAGGGAUUUAGAGUGUGUGGGGCGGGGAGACCUGGCUCCUCCCCCGCGGGGGGCCGAGAGGACCCCGGAGGCAGGGAUCCCAGCACCAUGUCCUUUCUCAGGGUCACGCCUGUGGAGGUGCGGGCUGAGGGGGGAGGGAUGUGGAGGCUGGAGGACCCCUGGCUGGGAGGAGGGGGGUGUGAGAACAUGAGUAAUCAGGGCCUAGCUCUGGGGCUUCAAACUCUAAGAUCGUCAAAAGGCUAAAUUUCAUAUUUAGUAGAAAUGUUUAAGCGAAGAUGUUUAGAAAGGUCGUCAAACUUAUCAUUCCCUUUUGGGGAGGAGAAAAGAAAAGAGACGAGUGCAUUGGCCGGGAAUCGAACCCGGGCCUCCCGCGUGGCAGGCGAGAAUUCUACCACUGAACCACCAAUGCUAGUGACAGCCACUUUGCAAUAGUUGCAUCUCAGCUUGUAGGAGGUUGAGGCCAACGUCGCCAAGCAAACGAUGUAGGCCAACUGCUCAGGAAAGGAGUGGCUGCGAAUGGUCAACGUGGGUGGAGCGCCGAGCCAUCCUUCCUCCCGCCGGGAUCCGGCCACCGGGCCAUAAAGCCGCCCCAUAUGGCCGGGGGCGGCCCCACACCCGGGUGCGAACAGCCCAGGGCCCCGAGCCUCGCGUGCAGGCACUUUGUCCUGAAGCCUCCGAGUGUGCACGCUUCAUUUGCAAAGGGUCAUAUUCUUGGCUUGAGAUGGUCCUGCGGAAUAAGCGGGGCCUCUACUGCACGUCUCAGUAUGAACCUCGGAGCCUAGACCAGCGCCCUGCACGCAAAGUGAGCCUGCAGAGGUCGGGGGACUUGCACAGGACGGACAUGGAACAGAGCGCCUCUUCUACCUCCUGGCAGAGCCCCACUUAAGUCAGGCAGAUCCACCCAGCACACUAUUCUGAGUAGGAGGCAAAUUUGGGGCAAGAAGGGAAGAAGUAUAAAAUUCAGCCUGGGGUCUGAGGGAUGCUAACUUUUAUUUCAGAGAUAGUAAGGGUACAGUGAGCCUCCAAGAAAGCUUCAGUUCUGGGGGAACUGAGAACUUCGUCCUCAAAGGAGUUCUGUCCCAAAUAACCUAAUCUCCCUUUGCCCCUAAUAGCCUCCUCCCUCCAGCUGGGUCCCGCCUCCUUAUACAGCCUGAUGGUCGGUAAACCAGUCUGUGUCUAUUCGCCCCUCACUUCCCACACUCCCAGGCCGGUUCCUCUCCUUCUCCUCCCCCUUCACUCCUCCCCUUUCCGGGAGCCUCGUGCCGGGGUCCUAGCCAGGCGGAAUCUGGGUGCUGAAGUGGGCGGGUCCGGGUCCUAUCCCUCCUACCUGGCACCGCGGGCUAUAAGGCCCCAGGCGAGCAGGGAUCCGGUCCACACCAGGGUCCGGAGGAGCAAUGGUCACCCGAGAUCGAACUGAGAACAGGGAUGGCCCCAAGAUGCUGAAGCCGCUGGUGGAGAAGCGGCGCCGGGACCGCAUCAACCGCAGCCUGGAAGAGCUGAGGCUGCUGCUGCUGGAGCGGACCCGGGACCAGAACCUCCGGAACCCGAAGCUGGAGAAAGCGGAGAUCCUGGAGUUCGCCGUGGGCUACUUGAGGGAGCGAAGCCGGGUGGAGCCCCCGGGGGUUCCCCGGUCCCCAGCCCAGGACGCCGAGGCGCUCGCCAGCUGCUACCUGUCCGGCUUCCGCGAGUGCCUGCUCCGCUUGGCGGCCUUUGUGCACGACGCCAGCCCGGCCGCCCGCGCCCAGCUCUUCUCCGCGCUGCACGGCUACCUGCGCCCCAAACCGCCCCGGCCCGAGCCGGGAGAGCCGAGGCCUCCAGCGCCGCGCCCGCCGCUGGACCCCGCCGCACCCGCCCUCGGCCCCGCGCCGCACCGGCGCCCCGCAGUGCACCAGGGCCCCCCCAGCCCGCGCUGCGCAUGGUCCCCACCCCUCUGCUCCCCUCGCGCCGGGGAUGCCGGCGCGCCGGCGCCCCUCACCGGACUGCUGCCGCCACCGCCGCCGCCUCACAGACAAGACGGGGCGCCCAAGGCCCCGCCGCCCCCGCCGCCCGCUUUCUGGAGACCUUGGCCCUGAGCUUUGGUGGGGUGGAGGCGGGGGCUGGGGGUGGGGUAGAGACUCCAGCCGUGGGCAGCAGAGGGACCCGGGCGUCCGGGCGAGGAGGUGUUGGGGAGGGCGGCGGGGCGCGCGGGCUCAGCGCGCGGGUGAGAUGUGGUCUAUAUUAGAGUAUCUAUAUAAAUAUAUAUUUCCCUGGUUCCUGUCCCUUUUCCCUGACCCCCGCCCUUGGCGUCUAGGAUUGUACCCUCUUUGCUCUCGGCCCAGUCCCAGUCCCUUUACAAGUCCCUAGUGCAUGGAAUAAAGUGGUUAUUAAAUCCCCGUGUGUCCCCGAGCCAGGGGCCUGCCUUUAUCUCGACGUCCACGCCCACUUUCCCUUCCCUUCUGUCUCCCACCCCCAGUCCUGCUCUCCACGGCCCAAGCUCCGGGGCAGACAGGUAAGUAAAGAAGAGAGCAGAGCGGAGACUGAGGUUGGAACUGAAACCAGGAGGAAAACACAGAUAGAGUAGGGGAAGAAGGGAUGGGAACCUUGGAGAAAAAAAUCGGAUAAAAAGGAGAGAAAAAAUUCAAAUAAAAUCGACUCUGGUGGGAUUCGAACCCACAACCUUUGAAUCGCUCUUUCGUCACUAGAAGUCCAAUGCGCUAUCCAUUGCGCCACAGAGCCACCUCGCGGGCAAUGGCAUCCUGUGGCUUACCGAUACUAGCAUGGGAAAGGGGCAUGGGCAGGGGGGGUGUGUGUGAGGGAAUCGGGCGGGAAGUGUCACCGGCAUGGGUUUGAAUCUCAGAAGCCAGCUAGGUGGAGGGAGCAGGCGCAAAGCUUGUGAGCAAGCGCGCAAGAAACAGGGAGGAAAAGCAACCGAAUAUGAGCGAGUGAGCGAGUGCAGAGCUCCGGCUGCCUGCUUGGGGUGCUUCCAGCUCUGGCGCACCCCACUCCCAGAUGUGGCCCCACCCAAAUAAACAUUUUUUGUUGUAAAUU
This is a messenger RNA of Microcebus murinus (gray mouse lemur), 5062 nucleotides long. The record is from RefSeq and is a predicted model, not a curated record. NCBI's taxonomy places the organism in Eukaryota, Metazoa, Chordata, Mammalia, Primates, Cheirogaleidae.